AGAUUCGAUACCUCAGUCUUUCGUUUGCAAACGCCCGCCUCGUCACGAAUGGCUCUGCGAUCGCAUUAGCUCGAUCAAUCUCAAAUUGGUGGAAUGCUUCUUGUCAUUUUUUAUCCCGUGAUUCUCCGCGAUUCUUGCCGAUUUUGCAAGUGUACACGAAGCAUCCGAGAGGUUAUUGCUGACUCAAACGGCUGUUUCAUUGAAGGAAGGCUGGAAUACUAGCCUAGAUUGCAACUCGGCCACGUGGUCGGUUAAUAUGGAUCUGGAAAAUCAUCGGAAAAGUUCUGACAAAAGGUUAACGAGAGAGCUUAUGUCUUUUCCUCUUUAGCUUCGACACCGAUGACGAUUCUGACUACGCUAUGAUACGGCAGAUAAAGAUGGAACCCGAAGCAAUGUUCUCAUCUGCUGAAGAUGAUAUAAUGGCCCAGCUGCAACAGGACAGUUCCGAUCUGGAAGUUGAGCCUAGCUUCGCGUUGGAAGGCUCCUUGAACGGCGAGUAUGGCAAUGACGGUGUACUGAUGCAGCAUAUGGACAUCAGAGAGCCCUUGUCUACAUUGAGAAGCCUCCUGGAGGACAGGCUCAACGUAGAUUUAAAGAAUUACUCAUUUUGGUUACAAAACACACAAAUGCUAGAGAGCCACAAGAAUCUGGUUGAUCAAUGCGUCCAAGGAGAAGGGUUAGUUCAGAUCAAUGUACAAAUAAAACCAAUGCAGAAACGUAUCAAUAUAGUGGACGUUCUUAAGCCGGCGGAUGAUUUCUUUGAAGUUGUGGAAAAUAAUUCACCGGUGCCCCCUGUUCAGGAAAACAAACGGAAUGUCAUAAGAUGGAUGAUAGAUCCGCACUAUAAAAAGGAGCAGGAACGAUUGAAAAUACCAAAUGAUCCAAGAAACUGGUCUGAAACGCACGUGAAGCAUUGGCUACAAUGGGCUGUUAGACAAUUCAAUAUAGUAUCAUUACGUUUGGCCGAUUGGAAUAUAACUGGUGCGCAGUUGUGUAACCUUACGCUGGAGGAGUUUCAUGCAAAAGUGCCUCUUGACCCAGGAGAUGUGUUUUGGACGCAUUUCGAACUUCUUAGGAAAUGCAGAUUUGUCGCCGUUGUACAAAAAGAUACACCGGAUUCGCCCAACGAAGGUGUUACGGAAAAGUCUAUUAAAGUACGAAGUCAAAAAGCAACAAAACCGAAAACUACUGUAAAUCAACAGGCGCGUGUAGUUAGCGUGCCACUGGAGAAUAUCGAUCCGAUCGCUAUUGCCGGUUCUAGUCGAACCGUCAAUAGUGGUCAGAUACAGCUGUGGCAAUUUUUGCUAGAAUUGUUAACAGACAAGGAAUAUAGAAGCGCGAUUCAGUGGAUAGGGACUGAAGGAGAGUUCAAGCUUAAUCAGCCGGAGGCAGUGGCGCAAUUGUGGGGUGCUCGCAAAAAUAAGCCGUCAAUGAAUUACGAGAAACUGAGUCGGGCGCUUCGAUAUUAUUACGACGGUGACAUGAUUUCUAAGGUUCACGGCAAACGAUUUGUCUACAAAUUUGUUUGCAACUUGAAGGAGUUGUUAGGCUAUUCAGCAGAAGAAUUGAGUAAACUUGUUGACGAAGGAAGACGAUAUUUCUGAUGAAACCAUAUUUUUUCGGUUAUUGUUAAUAAUAAUAAUAAUAAUAAUAAAAUAAUUUUUAUUGUAAGCGCGUUUCAUCUCAUGACAUUGAUAUCACUGUUGUGAUCAACAUUAUUAUUUUAUUUAACAUAAUUAUUUAUGUUUUCAACACUGAUUGGAGCUCUGCAGCAUGUUACUAUUAGUACAUUACAGGAAAGUCUUAUAACGGUACAAUCACUAUUGAAAUAUUCUUUUAUCAAUUAAAUAUAUCGCAUUUUUUUUCAUUUACUAUAAAUAUCUUUGCAUGUCUUUUUUAAUACGAGUUAAGUAAAUACUUUGGAAGGUAACAUUUUAUACAAAUCACAAAACAUUUAUUGAUGUUGAUAUAAAAAUAGAUUUUCAGUAUAAAUUAGAAGCGUUCAUUAGAUCUUACAACAGGGUGUUUACUAUUUUAUAAAAGAAUUCUCUGAGAGUUUCUGGAUUUCUCAGGAAUUUUAUUCAAAAUUCCAGGAAAGAUGAAUUUUUAAAAAUACAGUUUUGAAAUGAAUACGUACUAUCGUAUAUUUAUUGUACAUUUUAAUAAUUCUUAAUUACAAAAUAAUACAAUCAUAAAAAAGCUACUUGAGUUUUGAAUAUUAAAUUCGAAAAAGUACUAAGAAGGAAUAAUAUAGAUUAGAUAUGGCAAAUAACGAUCUGUUUGGAAUACGUCUGUACUUCCAGCUAACUUGCUGGAAGUACAGAAUUUGAAAAAUGAUUAAACAUCAAUUUAGAACAAUUUGUUAUUAAUUUCUUUUUUAUAAAAACAAAUCACAUGAGAAUAUGUAUAUUACCAAUCAAUUUUGAACUAUCAGAAAGAAACUAUUUUGUUAGAAAAAAAGGUAGAAUUUAAAUUUAAAAGUAAAACUGCAAACUUUUCCUGAUUAUCAAUAAAAUCCCAUGAAAAUCCAUGAUGUUCAAAGAUAAAAAAACAAAUUUCUUGAGAAUUCCAGAUUUUCUUCAUUUUCUUCGGUAGUGAACAUCCUGAUACAAGCAUGCUUGAAAUAGUGCAAUAUUGUGUAAAACAAAAUCUCGAACAUUGUUUACUUAUAAACUUUUAUAAGGCAUUUAUUUAUUAGUAUGAAUUUACGUACAGAUAACAUUGCAAAUUUUUUUUUCACGCCUUUGUAUUAAAAACUGAAAUAUGCAUUAAAUUUAAUUUUGGUUAUGACCAAAAACUUAAAGUAAUGUAUUAUAGCAUUUGUGCUAGGUAUCGCGUCUUGUCGAUUUUAAGGAGUUUGUAUAUAAGAAUCAGUUACAUAACACAAAGUUUAAAUAUAUUUAAUCAAUAACGAUAUAUUUUUUUAUUAUGGAGAUAAAUGUUGAUAUGUAAAAUUUUAAGGCCAAACAAGGUAUAAAUAUUUUACAAAAUGCGCUUUAAUAAAAGAAAAGACGAUAUUGUAAUCCUGAAGUUUUCGAAUAAAUAACGACUCUUGCACAGAA
This is a messenger RNA of Solenopsis invicta (red fire ant), 3062 nucleotides long. RefSeq names its product DNA-binding protein Ets97D (gene Ets97D). The record is from RefSeq and is a predicted model, not a curated record. NCBI's taxonomy places the organism in Eukaryota, Metazoa, Arthropoda, Insecta, Hymenoptera, Formicidae. Gene Ontology annotation, molecular function: DNA-binding transcription factor activity, RNA polymerase II-specific; sequence-specific DNA binding. The coding region runs from base 360 to 1604 and encodes 414 amino acids. The transcript is spliced from 6 exons. Gene Ontology annotation, biological process: cell differentiation; regulation of transcription by RNA polymerase II. Gene Ontology annotation, cellular component: nucleus.